Messenger RNA from Ostrea edulis (European flat oyster), 5408 nucleotides. RefSeq names its product cytoplasmic polyadenylation element-binding protein 1-like. Gene Ontology annotation, cellular component: synapse; neuron projection; nucleus. Gene Ontology annotation, molecular function: mRNA regulatory element binding translation repressor activity; ribosome binding; mRNA 3'-UTR binding. Gene Ontology annotation, biological process: negative regulation of cytoplasmic translation. The transcript is spliced from 13 exons. NCBI's taxonomy places the organism in Eukaryota, Metazoa, Mollusca, Bivalvia, Ostreida, Ostreidae. The record is from RefSeq and is a predicted model, not a curated record. The coding region runs from base 119 to 1903 and encodes 594 amino acids.
ACGUCACAGUAUAAAUUGCACUCACUUGGAACUGAAAUUUGGUCAGGAGGGUAGCUCUCAAGGAGUUUGGAGGUUGACCGAUUUUAAGUUUACAGAAAAACACGUGCAGUUUGUCAAAAUGUCGACGAUGAGUUCCGACAUCCCCUCCAUUAAGGUAGAAGAUUUUGACCAGCAACCUGAGGGAAUCAAGUAUGCUAAUAACUUUGAUAUCUGGAAGAACAUUAACGCCAUGCUUCACGGAAGCCUGAACGUUCCAGACAUGGGCCCAACUGCUGUUCCUCCUGACCAAUCAAAACAAACUGUCCAUCAGAUGCCUGUCCGUUCACACCAGGACUCCACCCCCAGCAUUUAUGAACAAUUAUACAACAGUGUAUAUUCCACCAACACAGCCUAUCAGAGUACAUCCGGGGCUUACAGCAGUGGGCAGGGCUACUCCAAUAACCCCUACCCAGGUUUUCAGCUAUUCUCUGUAGCGGGCAGUAACCAAUCACAGAAUGGCUCAGGCUCGCAUCAAUCUCAUGCUGCUCAUUCGACGCAUGCUUCUCACUCUGGUCAGCCCCAGCCACAGAUUCCUAAUUAUGGCUAUGGUCAGCACUCUUACAAAGACAUGUACACCACCCCACCAAAACAGUCGCGGGCCAUCAAAGGCAGUCCAGCCACGCCCAACAGUAGUGACUAUGGUACACUGUCUCCUCAGAGUCCACAAGCUGAAGGUGGCCUGUCUCCCGUUGAGAAAAUGAUAUACUCCAGCAUCAUGCAGGGAAACAAACAGACCAGGAGUUCUUCCCCUUGUGAAUCAGAUACCAGUGGUAUUAGUAGUGAGGGCUCAGAGGCCGCCCUCAUAGACAUGAUGAACACUUUGAAUAUAGGGAGUCGAUCUCAACAAGCCCAGCAACAGUCGACAGUGCAGGACGUGGCAGCCCAGAUUUACAACGCACAGCUACAGCAACAGCAACAACAGAUGGUCAGGGACAAUGCUAGCGCUCUGAGUCAGGUCAUCCCCCAGGCCAGGACAACGUACGGAGGUAUGGUCAAUCCUUUCCUCAUGGCCAGCACGGACCCUUAUGCUAUCGACCGAGCGGCUAGACUCCACAGGAAUGCUGCAUCGAUGUGUGAAGCCACUUGUACUUGGAGUGGACAGCUGCCUCAGAAAAAUCACAAAAACCCGACAUAUUCCUGUAAGGUAUUCCUAGGGGGCGUGCCCUGGGACAUUACUGAGGCUGGGUUGCAGUCAUCAUUCAUGAAAUUUGGAUCAUUCAAAAUAGAGUGGCCAGGGAAAGAUGGCUAUGUUUACCUAUUAUUUGAGUCGGAGAAGGCUGUCAGGGCUCUGUUACAGGACUGUACACAUGAUUUCAGUAGUGGAGACUACUACUUUAAAAUUUCGAGUCGCAGAAUGAGGGCGAAGGAGGUGCAGGUGAUCCCGUGGAUGCUGGGUGACAGUAACUUUGUCCGCCAGCCGUCCCAGAGACUAGACUCCAAUAAGACGGUGUUUGUGGGGGCUCUCCAUGGAAUGAUGACGGCUGAGGCUCUGGCAAACAUCAUGAAUGACCUCUUUGCUAAUGUUGUGUAUGCUGGGAUAGAUACAGAUAAACACAAAUACCCUAUAGGAAGUGGUAGAGUGACCUUCAGCAGCAAAAAGAGCUACAUGAAAGCAGUACAAGCAGCAUUCAUUGAAAUCAAGACACCAAAAUUCACAAAGAAGAUCCAAGUGGACCCGUACUUAGAAGACAGCAUCUGCAGUCUGUGUGCUACACAGCAGGGCCCAUACUUCUGUAGGGACAUGCAAUGCUUCAAAUACUAUUGCAGAAACUGCUGGUACUGGCAGCACGCCCUGGAUAGUCUCCGACAUCACAAACCUGUCACUCGCAACACCAAAACCACCAACCUCAUGGCCUCGGUUUAAAGUUUGCCAGGCUUUUUCUUUUUUGGGGGGGAUAGCAGUAAGGAUGAAGGUGAAGGAACAGCCAGAAGAAUUAAAGUUUAUGGAAUUAUUUUCUUUCAAAUGUGCUCAAAAAAGUGCUAGACGUAACUGUGUAGAGAAUCUUUUACAUUUUAGAUGUCUCGUUUUCUGCGUCCAGGUAGACGAGCGGUCUAUGAUUAGCUGGAUCACCUGUCUCGUUUUACAUAUCUCGUGUAUUAGGGAUGUGAAUACUAGAAUGAAACUUUUUAAAAUGUUUUCUCGUCAUUUUUUUGUAAAGUUUUUUCUCUCUCCCAUUUUAACAUUGAUAUGUUCAGAGCUGUGUAAUUUGGAGGAACAAGACGAGGUGAAUCAUUUUACAUGGUAAAACACCAAACUUUUUUUAAAAUCUUGAUGUUUGAUUUAAGUUGUAUUUUCCAUGUCAAACAAAGAAACUAUUUCGUGUUUUGUGAUUUUUACAUCUUAAUAAUGUAAUACUACUUUUUACUCUGUCUUGAUUACUAGAUGAUUAUAAGUUGAUUAUAUAAGUUGAUUUAUAAGUGAUUUUCUUAUUGAUGAAGAAAGAAAAAGAAAUAAUCUUUAUUGAAUAUACCGAAAGAACAUGUAUAGGCUAUAGAGAGUUGCAGAACACGUGGCUUAUAUACGAGCAGGUGCUCUUUAAGAUCAUGAGAUACAUGUAUAUUGUAAAUUAUUUUUGUUUCAGUUGAGAUAUUGUGUUGUAGUGUUGAGUGUUUUUUUCCCCAGUUAAAUCUGUUUUUGUUUUUUUGAACUGUUUGAUUAUGUUAACCAUUUUCCCCCACUGAAAUGGAAUUCUGGAGUGCUAUCGGUAUAUUGUAUGUUCAAGGUUUUUCAGCAAUGGGACAUUUUGUAUUGUUUAUUUUGCAGUCCUUGAAAAGUAAGAAUGCUUAGUUUGUCGAACUGGAAUUCCUCCGGUUGAAUUGUGAACAAAAUUAAUAUUUUGUGUUAAAAAAUUUUGAAGUAUGUAUUAAGGAUAUGGAGUAAAAAAGUAUAAUAGAUUUAACUAAAAAGAGCUUUCUUUUUGAAAGCAUGGAGAAAACUUGCAGCGUUUGGAAAGGAAUAUUAUUUUUAAGAUAUUUUACACAGACAGAAAUGUGACAGUUUUUAGACACCUCAGAUUGGGCAUUAUGAUAAUUAUAAAUUCAUUUCUGCACAUUUUAUAUGGUAUUUAUUACGACAUUUAUAUCAUUUUUGUACCUUUGAUACCAGCGACCAGACCUAUUUUUUUAUUACCAAAGUGAUGCAAACAUUCCAUAUUAUAGACUUUUUUGUGUGUAGUAUAUAUGUCUUUGGAAAUCCAUAAUUUUUUUGUGAUUUUUGUUUUGUUGUUGUGUUGUAUUUUAUUUAUUUAUUUUUUUAUUUUUUCAUCGACCUCGGCCUCAUGCACCUGUUGUAGGCACGUGGUGAACAUCUUCAUGCUUAUGCAUGUUAUGAAGGUUGGAACUGUAGAACUAAAGAAUCGUACAAAAUUAAGAAAAAAUUCGAAAUCACGUUUUUAGUGAAUAGGCCAUUAACAAUGCAAUUAUAUUAUAAUAUUUGUAAUGAUUUUCCGAAGUUGAUAUUUUUAAUUGGAUAGCUUAAUGUUGCAAAAAGCAGACAUAUGUAACUGAGUUUUUAAUUUUUUUUUAAAUCGAUAUACAUCUGUAGGUUGGACAGUUUUCAAAUUCAGAACAGUUUUUUUUUCUUUUCUUUUUUUUCCAUUUCUUCUUUUUUUUUUUGAGCGAGUGUUUUCAAUGAUACAUGUCAUGUGACAGAAGGACUUUAAAUAGUGGCAGAUCUAGUAGAUUCAGAAAACUGUGUCCUGAGUGUUACUAUGAAUUCCAUUUUCAAGUUGAAUAAAUAUGUUGAUUGAUUAACCAAUUACCAAAAAAUCAUACACAAAUUCAUAGUUUUAAAUUGUUGUGGGUUUUUUUUUUUGUUUUUUUUUUUAGAUUUAUGUUUAUAAGUUUCAUGUAAAUCAAAACUGAAGGUUUUAACUGUUUUCUGGAAUCGGAGGUUUACAAUUCAAUAUAGCUAGCUGUACAGGAAAUCAUGGUUUUAUCUUUACUGAUCAAUUUUAAGUAAUAAAUAUGUAUUAAUCAUUGUUAAAAAGUGAGGUCAAUGGCUGAACACUGCUUUCUGUUUCCGUCUUGAAGAGAAAUUAGAAAAUAGAUAAAGCGAAGGUUAAUGUAAAAGGAAAAUGAAUGAAAUUAGUCCUAUUUCUUGUGUGCUGAAGGAUCAAUAAGGAAAUUUUUUUUAGCUAUCUCCUCGUAUUUUUUUUAUUAACCAGGCUCGUGUUUAUAUCUGCACAAAAGGUCAAAAUUUUACAUCUCGAGUUUUAAACGAGGAAUGAACUCCAUCCAGUUCCUUGACAGUAAUUUCAUGAGAGAAUACAGGAUGCUGUGUUACAAAGGUUAAAUUGCUAUGUUUAAAAUUAGUGAUACAGAGAGACAGAAGGAAAUAUAUGUACAUUAAUGAUUGGAUUUUCACAAAAGAAAAUGGACUAAUUCAGGUAUUUUGAGUGUAAAUUUUCCAAGUUCUUUAAAAUUGGAAUUUGUUUAGCUUCCAGUAAGAGAGAUGUGCAUGUUCAGCUAUUGCAGUUGUCAUUAUACAAAAUAGUAAUUUUACUGUGUGAAUUAACGGACUCCAACAGGGUGAAUUAGUCUCCAAUCAAGAGAAUAAUUAAAGCCCUGAAUAGAUUAUAUUUAUAUUUUGAAGCAGGAGAGAUCACAUUUUAAUUGUCCAGAGAUGUAAACUUAUACAGUAAUUUAUUUAAGAAUGUUGUGUAUAAUGACAAUUAUGGUGUGUUUUUUGAUUGAUUACACUUGAUUAUAAAGCUUUUAUUGUGAAAAAUUGAAAAUUUAAUUUUUUUCAAUUUGAAUUGAUUUAAAAAUAAUGCAUAGCAUUAUCAAGGGGGAGAUAAUUCUUCUGAUAUCAUUUGUUUACAUGAUGGAAAAGAGGUUAGUACAAAAAAAACCACACUGACCAUGUUAUUCCAGUUUUACAAGAUUUAAUAUUUAUAUAUACAAUCUUGAAUAUAUAUGUUUAUUGGUCGAAGAGGUUAGAUAGGAGAGAUGGAAGUUCAGGGUGAAUAGAGACGCGUUUCUGGCCCUAAAAGUAUAGGUGCCUUUUUAUUUUUCUGUUCAGAUAUUGAUUUUUCAAGUGUUGAUUUUUGCAGGUACUUGAACGAAACGUUAGGACUUUUCAUCAUAUAUACAUCUUGUGUAAUCUUAGAGCUGAUAGAUUUAUGGGUUUCUUUUAUACAUGUAAUUUAGGAGACGAAUAUUAGAUAAGGUCUGCAGUUUUGAGAGAUUUUUUUUUCUAUAGUGCAGUAAUGGCAGACAGCCAUCAUUUUGUGAAUACAGUUUGGUAACAGUUUGGUUCCUUUGUGCCAGUUUUUUUUUUUUUUUUAUACUGCACAGCACAAUUAUUUUGAGGCCUUGUGAUUAAAAUUUGAAAAGCCAAAAAAAGGAAUAAACUGUUUUUGUAAGAA